AUGGCGUACUACGAGGACCGCCGUUAUCGCGAGCCGCGCGACCGCUACACACGCCCCGCCAGUUAUGCCGAUCCGUAUGACGACCCUCGUGGCCAUUAUCGAAGACACGAGCGAGACUCAUAUGUACCCCGCGACAGCACCGACUCGGUCGAAGAAGUUCAACGCGAGUACCCACCAGGAUCAGACUAUGUCUACGAGCGAUCUUAUGCUUCUCGGCGGCCGAGGCGACCUGUUUACGAAACUGUGCGCCGUGCCUCCUCCGUCAGCGGUUACGAUCCAUAUAACGAUGCUUCCUACCGAAACUCCCGUCCUCGCCGAUCAAGACAUUAUGAGGAUAGACACUCCCGUCGUUCAAGAUACGAAUCUGAUUCUUCUCCAAGUCCCUCUCCACCUCGCCACAGACGUCGUAAGUCUUUCAGCGAGCAAGCUCUGGGGGCCCUAGGCCUCGGGGGUGCUGCUGCUUCGGCUAGUCGUGGAGAACGUGGUCGCGGCCGCUCCCCUUCUCGUCAUCGCCGAAGGUCAUAUUCAAGGUCACCGUCAGAUUCUCGCAGUCGCAGCCGCCAUCGCAGCAGCAAGCAUAGUGGCAGCAAGCGUGAUAAGAGCGAGCAGCGCAUUAUACAGGCUGCUCGUGCGGCUUUGACAGCCGGCGCAGUUGAGGCUUUCAAACAGCGCAAAGAGCCCGGUGAAUGGGCUGGCGCGAAAGGAAAACGCGUCCUCACUGCUGCUGUCACUGCUGGUGGAACUGACGGCCUUGUCGACAAAGAUCCCAGCAAGCAUGGGAAACGUCAUGUUAUUGAGUCCACGCUCGCAGGUCUCGCUGCUAGUCACUUCAUAGGUGGCGGCUCACGCUCACGAUCUCGUGGUCGAGACGGUCAUCGUUCUUCCAGUGGUGGUCUCAAGAACCUCGCUGCCACUGGGGCUAUUGCUGCUGCGGGAAAGGAAAUCUUUGAUCGAUACUCCAAAUCACGAUCUCGGCCUCGCGGCCGCAGCGAUUCCCGUGGCAGUGACUCAGACCAUCGUGGCUCCCGCAAGCGCAGCAAGAGCGUUUCGGAGUAUCUGACCAAGGGCAUGGCCGCCCUGGGACUUGGAGAAGGAGAAGACAGACGUCGCGACAGCAGAGAUGGUCGUAAGGAUUAUCAUCGGGAGCAUCGUCGGGAGGAUCGGGACGACCGAGAACGGCCUCAUCAUCGGGGACACCGAUACGACGACUACACGGAUUCAGAUGCGGACAGCGAUUAUCACAGCAGGGACUCGAGACGGGGCAAAGGCUCGAGAGAUGUAGGUCGACACCGUUCAUUGGACGGCAGAAAUCCACCCCCCUAUGCACCCACAGCGCGCGGUCAACCCCGUGCCGGUUCUAAAGACCGCCACGGGUCGAGCUCCGAGAGUGAUUCUGACCUAGGUGACAGUUCUGAUGAAAUGAAGAAACGGAAGAAGCUGAAGCGGGAUAUGCUUGUGACGGGAGGUCUGGCCACCGUGGCCACCAUCCACGCUGCGCAUGGUCUCUACGGUAGCAUGGAGAAGAGGAAAACACGGAUGCAGCAGUUGAAAGAAGGAGAGAUUACGCCUGAAGAGGCUCGCAAACGACGCUUGAAAGCUAACACCAAGGACGCUGUGAGUAUCGGUCUCGCUGCGCUCGGUAUCAAGGGCGCCUAUGGUGAAUGGAAGGAGGUUAUGGAGAAACGAAAGGAAAAUGAACAUUUCCAGCAGGAAUGUGCCCACCGGGCUCUUAAGCGUGAGCUGCGUCGUUCUCGUAGCCAGGCUGCGCCUCGCCGUCAUCGCUGGCCUGAUGAGAUUGAAUAUGCGCCGUCGAUGAACGAGUCUCGGAGCGAUAAUGGCCCUAUUUACCGUGACGGAAAUCCUUAUGGGGCGCAUGAAGCAGCGCAGAUCUCUUACUAG
Molecule: messenger RNA, 1899 nt
Organism: Penicillium coprophilum
Lineage: Eukaryota; Fungi; Ascomycota; Eurotiomycetes; Eurotiales; Aspergillaceae
Exons: 2
Coding region: 1-1899 (632 amino acids)
Source: RefSeq, a predicted model, not a curated record